AUGGCUCGUUUUAUAAUAUUUAUGAUUUUGGUUACUAUGCUAGUUUGUGUUGCACCAUGUUUUGAAGCAAGAACACAAUUGAACAACAUGGAUAAGGAGGUCACUAACCUUGCUUCUUCGGCCCCAUACAAAGAAGGUCAUAUUUAUGGCAACUUGAAUACUGGACCUAGUCCUAGAGAAGGACAUUCUGGCCCACCUCCUAGAAUUGGUAAUGUUUAUGGAAACUUGAAUACUGGACCUAGUCCUGGAGAAGGACAUUCUGGCCCACCUCCUAGAAUUGGUUAUAUUUAUGCCAACUUGAAUACUGGACCUAGUCCUGGAGAAGGACAUUCCGGCCCACCUCCUAGAAUUGUUCAUGUUUAUGGAAACUUGAAUACUGGACCUAGUCCUGGAGAAGGACAUUCGGGCCCACCUCCUAGAAUUGGUAAUGUUUAUGGAAACUUGAAUACUGGACCUAGUCCCGGAGAAGGACAUUCUGGCCCACCUCCUAGAAUGGGUCAUGUUUAUGGCAACUUGAAUACUGGGCCUAGUCCUGGAGAAGGACAUGCUGGUCCACCUCCUAAAAUUGGCCAUGUUUAUGGCAAUUAA
Solanum pennellii is the source of this 588-nucleotide messenger RNA. RefSeq names its product multiple organellar RNA editing factor 8, chloroplastic/mitochondrial. NCBI's taxonomy places the organism in Eukaryota, Viridiplantae, Streptophyta, Magnoliopsida, Solanales, Solanaceae. Gene Ontology annotation, biological process: response to osmotic stress; cellular response to nitrogen starvation. The record is from RefSeq and is a predicted model, not a curated record. Bases 1 to 588 code for a protein of 195 amino acids. The transcript has a single exon.